Molecule: messenger RNA, 4176 nt
Organism: Prinia subflava (tawny-flanked prinia)
Lineage: Eukaryota; Metazoa; Chordata; Aves; Passeriformes; Cisticolidae
Gene: AGTR1
Product: angiotensin II receptor type 1
Exons: 3
Coding region: 302-1381 (359 amino acids)
Biological process (GO): positive regulation of cytosolic calcium ion concentration; brain development; cell chemotaxis
Cellular component (GO): external side of plasma membrane; membrane
Molecular function (GO): C-C chemokine binding; angiotensin type II receptor activity; C-C chemokine receptor activity
Source: RefSeq, a predicted model, not a curated record
CGGAGCGGGAGGAGCGGCGCGGCCGGCGAGGAGCGCGCCCGGAGCCCAGCCCAGCCCAGCCUAGUUCAGCUCGGCUCAGCCCAGCCCGCUCCGAGCGCCGCCGGGGCUCAGCCACCCCGCCCGGACCCAGGCACAGAAAACGGGUAAUAACCGAAGACAGCCUCACAGCAGGAAAGUGAGAUCAGAUUGGCAAUGCAGCAGUGAGUGGCAUGAUUGAAGACAAGACAAAAAGCAGGCUACAGCAAAAGGUGUGAGCUCCAUAUUUUCUUUCUGAAACUAGGUUACAGCUGAAGAGUUCAAGAUGAUCCCAAAUUACUCUGCUGAAGAAACUGUUAAAAGAAUCCACGUGGACUGUCCUGUUUCAGGAAGACACAGCUACAUCUACAUUAUGGUUCCGACUGUUUACAGCAUCAUCUUUAUCAUAGGCAUAUUCGGGAACAGCCUGGUCGUUAUCGUCAUUUACUGCUACAUGAAAUUAAAAACAGUAGCCAGCAUCUUUCUUCUCAACCUGGCGCUGGCCGACCUGUGUUUCCUGAUAACUCUGCCCCUCUGGGCGGCCUACACGGCCAUGGAGUACCAGUGGCCUUUUGGCAACUGCUUGUGCAAGCUGGCCUCGGCGGGGAUCAGUUUCAACCUGUACGCCAGCGUGUUCCUGCUGACGUGCCUGAGCAUCGACCGCUACCUGGCCAUCGUGCACCCGGUGCGCUCGCGGGUGCGCCGCACCAUCUUCGUGGCCCGCGCCACCUGCGUGGCCAUCUGGCUGCUGGCCGGCGUGGCCAGCCUGCCCGUCAUCAUCCACCGCAACAUCUUCUUUGCAGAGAACCUCAACAUGACGGUCUGCGGCUUUCGCUACGAGAGCAAUAACACCACGCUCCGGGUCGGGUUGGGCUUGUCCAAAAAUCUGCUGGGCUUUUUGAUUCCUUUCCUGAUCAUAUUAACAAGCUACACCUUAAUUUGGAAGACUCUGAAGAAGGCGUAUCAAAUUCAAAAAAAUAAGACUAGAAAUGAUGAUAUUUUUAAGAUGAUUGUGGCAAUUGUAUUUUUCUUUUUCUUUUCCUGGAUUCCUCAUCAAGUGUUCACUUUUUUGGAUGUGUUGAUUCAACUACAUGUAAUAACAGAUUGCAAAAUCACCGAUAUUGUGGAUACAGCUAUGCCCUUCACCAUCUGUAUCGCUUACUUUAACAACUGUCUGAAUCCCUUUUUUUAUGUUUUUUUUGGAAAGAACUUUAAAAAAUACUUCUUUCAGCUAAUAAAAUACAUCCCACCAAACGUCAGCACACAUCCAAGCUUAACAACCAAAAUGAGCUCCCUCUCCUAUCGGCCACCAGAAAAUAUCCGCUUGCACACCAAAAAGACUGCCGGGCCUUUCGAUACCGACUGAGGCGUUUCGCAGAGUUCUUCUUUCGAACAACCUUGCGUGUGUAGCAGCAAGAACAACAAGAUUCAUCUGCGGUCCUGAACAUCACGGUUCAUUACAGCAACACUGGAUCACCUCAGAGAAAUCAUACUGUAGAGAGUCAGCAGUGGCCUUUCAUCUUACAUUGUAAAGAGGACUGCUUCGUUCUCAUUUUCUUUACUGAAAGCAGCACAAGUGUUGGACAGGCGUGUCAGAGUUCCUGCCAGGAUCCCACUGUUUGCUUGGAGCUACGAAAGAAGGGGAGGGAAAACUCCUAACUUGAGUUCACAGGUGUUUCAAAAGGAAAAACUUGUACAAAUAACACAAAAUACAAAGAACCUGAUUUGCAUAUAUGUGAGCUAUUCUGUUGGAGGAGUGGCGUUUUGUUUCUUGUUUUGUUGGUUUGUUUUGUUUUUUUUUAAUUAUAUAAAUGUCCUAUAAUCAUAUUUAUAAUAUAUUUUCAAAUAUAUGCUAUAUAUAGAGGCCCAAUUUUAAACUCAAAUUGAAAUUUAAGGUCCUUGAAAUUGGUCUUAUUCUGAUUUAUGCUACUAUUUUUUAUGGCAAUUUUUUUCAUAAUAUAUGCAAUAAAAUGCAGAUUUAUUUAUUAAAUAUAGAAUAUAUAUAUUUCUAGAUUUAUAUUCCUACUCAUACAUUUCAAACAUUCCUUCAGAAAUGUACAUUUAUAUCCCAGUGGGUAUUUUUAUAGUAGUUUAAAAACCCACCUCUAUAUGGGCACACAGAAAUGAGGUUCACUCAGCCUUUCGUCAUGAUAAGCCACCCUGACUUUGAAGAACUUUACAUGUAGAGGGAGUUGACUCUGUACUCUUUAUGACUAAAAGUAAAAUUCUGUAUUUGAAAACAUGAGUCCUGGGAAAGAGAUGAUCAGAAAACUUUAAACUACUUUUGUGUUAUAACCAGGACACUCAGUGAGAGAAGUUACCAACUAAUCAAAUCCACUUAGUUUUUCAAAUUCCUGCACAUUUAGUAAACUCAUAUAUUGAUAAGCAAAAAUGUGGCAAUGUUUAUGUAUCUGUUUAACUAAUAAUACUUUUAGUCCCAUCACAGAACACCUAAGAUCAAACUUUACUCUUGGCUUUUCAGAAUUUCUCUCCAUUUAUAUAAAAUUAUAUCCAAGGUAUUUGCUCCCUUUACAACAUUUUUUUUAUUUAUAUGGAACAAAUUCAGAUUUAUACUAGCAUAAAUCAGAACUAAAGUCUGGUUCAAACUCUCAACACAAAUCAAGAAGAAAGGUGAUAAGCACUGUAGGAAGUUUCCACCAAUGAUAUCUUCAUAUAUGUCCUUUUUCCCUCAAAUAAUGAACUUCAGAUAAUAUUUAUGCUUGAUUCACACCCAUUUAUGAUCCUCAAAGAUAAAUGAGUUCAUAAGUACUUUUUGACAUUACAAACUUCAGAAAAAAUCCAAAACUUUACAUAUGUCAUGUAGAAAAUUACAUGCCCCUUGAGAAUUUGCAGUAUUUGUAAUAAUACAUCUAAUGUGGCUUAGUCUCAAGUAGUGAGUGGAUGGAUUAUCCAUAUUUUCUGAUGAUCAAAAGCAAAACACAACAAAACAGUUAUUACUGUAGUUUAAUACUUUUUAAGGAAAAAAUGGGACAACAACCAGAUCUAGAAAUCUUCCUACUCUUCCAUUUGCUUAUGCUAAUGAAAGUUUUUUUCAGUUUUGCCUUUGUUCUUCCAGCUGCAAAAAUGGGAAAAUGUGUCUACUCAUAUACAUUGCAAGGCACUGUGACAAGCCAUAACUUCUAAAGCUGUAUGUUAAAACAUAGCUCCUUCAUUAAAACAUCAAUUUAAUUGCAAGCUAGUAUCCCAACAUAUGAAGCCUUAACAUCAUUUAACUAUAUCAUUUAAAGACAUAUUUAAAUUGUUAUACAGAACACUUCCUAUUUAGCUUACAUCCUUAUGUGUGAGGCAGCCAUUUGCUUGAACAAGGCAAUAACCCCAUGCAUUAUCAACACCACCCAGAGCAGGACUAGUGCCCCAGAACUCUAAGGUGGCAAAGGACUGGCAGAGAUUGCUGUUUAUCUGUGUAUUUUGUUCAUGGACACACAUGCACAUGCUGAGCAGCAUCGGGAACUUCCCCUAGCAGAAGCAUCUCUGUCCAGCCAUAAUUCUGCGUGCUGUGCUUGCCACCUGCUGGAUGCAGCCACAAAUUUGCUUUACAUCUCAAAAGUUGUUACAGAAAGAAACAGCAACACUUCCCUGCCACCUGAAGGAUAUGAAGAUCCUCACCUGUGGCAAAAUUCCUGUAUGAAUAAAACACAAACUUGUCCAUCUGGGAGGCCAGUAAAUUCCUUGAGAGGGUCUAAGCAAGCAUUUCCUCAUCAUCUGCUCAUCCCUUUGGUCACUGAAAUCCAGCAUCCCCAGUGACCACAAUAGGGAGCUCAUUUGCAAAACAUUGAUGGCAUUACUACAAGAGCCAUUUCAAAGAGGACAUAAAAAUCAAAGCCAUUGGUUACUGAUCUUGGUCAUUUCAUGCCAGAGCCUGCAGUUUUAAGAGGCUGUGUUCCUAAGCUACUGGUGCCACCUGCAUCUGCCUGUGCCAUGUAAAAAGCAGGAGCAUGCACAGCUGUGUUACUGGAGGAAAGGUAGGAAGGGACUGCACCUGGUGUGCCCUGAGGGCAGCACUGACCCUGAACCAAAAGGCAAAGAAGGUGGAGGGGAAAGCUUUCCUAAAUAAUGCAGGGAAAUUUCUGUUCUCCUAAGGAGUAAGUAAACAAUGAUCAACCCCCAAAUAUGCUAGUUAAAAAAAAAAGAAAACAAAAA